This is a messenger RNA of Alternaria burnsii, 1335 nucleotides long. Its product is annotated as duf-domain-containing protein. Gene Ontology annotation, biological process: mRNA 3'-end processing. The coding region runs from base 1 to 1335 and encodes 444 amino acids. NCBI's taxonomy places the organism in Eukaryota, Fungi, Ascomycota, Dothideomycetes, Pleosporales, Pleosporaceae. The record is from RefSeq and is a predicted model, not a curated record. The transcript has 2 exons. Gene Ontology annotation, molecular function: RNA polymerase II C-terminal domain binding. Gene Ontology annotation, cellular component: RNA polymerase II, holoenzyme.
AUGGCUUUCACCGAGGACAGCCUCAAGGCAAAGCUCUCAUCGCUCAACGAGACGCAGGACGCCAUCUCCACCGUUGGCCAAUGGAUCCUCUUUCACAGACGACAUGCCGAGCGCAUUGCCCAAGUAUGGCUCCAACGUAUCAAGGAGGUGCCGCCAAACAAGAAGCUGGUUCUCAUAUAUCUCGCCAACGAAAUCACGCAAACCUCCAAGAUGCGCAAGAAGGAGGAGUUUUUGCGCGCAUACGAGCCCAUCCUGGCCGAAGGGACGACAGUAGCCUACAAAGGCUCCCCCCACGAGAUACAGAACAAAAUUAGGAGAGUAGUCGAGGUUUGGAGGCAGCGCAAUAUCUUCAACCAGGCCGUACAGCAGGCAGUAGAGAGGUCAAUAGACGACGUUGACCGCACCAAGUCUACGCGUAAACCUGCUCUUGGCGGAUCGCUGUUCUCCAGCUCGACAGUUCCGCCUGAGCUCACGCCUGUCGCGCCGCUGGCGACCACCCUCCAGAAAGCCGACCUCGCGACAAAACCCGCCGUCACCGCCGCCAACCAGGACUAUGAGAAGCUCACCAACCCAAACGCUGCGAUUCCAUCCCCGCCCAUGCACGCUGCGGGGCUCGCUGCGCUCUGUAAGAAGCUUGCGCUGGCCGAAGGUGCCGUCGCUGAGAGCAUCAAGGCACGCAAGGCCCUGAUUACCGGCCUUGAGCAACUCCUCGAGACGAACAAGAGGAAACUGGUUGACGAGGAGGCACAGGAGGCUGAUCUGAAGACGCGCAAAGACGCCAUAGAAAGCCGAAAGCGCGCUGUCGAAGAGGCCAUCCUCAAGGGCUUGUCAGCGGCAGAGCAGAAUAGGAUCUCGACUGCGCCUCUUCCGGUUGCUACGACCUCGCCGGUCGCUGCUACCUUCUCAGCUGCGCAGGAACGCCCUGAAGUCGAGGAACUCACUCCUCCGCCUAUGGAGUCCUUCACACCUGUUGGAUCCCCCCAGCAAGCCCCCGCACCCAGAAACGACCCCGUACCGGCCAUCCGCGACGACGAAAUGCCCCAGCCCGUCGCCCAUCCCGUUGUACCAGAGACCGCCCCCGCCCCCGCGCAUCACACAACCCAGCCAGAGUAUGCAACCUCGAUUGGCGAGCCGAACCAGCACCCAGCUGCAGAUCUCCUCAAGAGCCUGCAACACGCGCGACCAGGAGCCGAGGGUGGUAUCUAUGGCCAGCAAGCGUAUGAGAAUGCGCACAAGAAGAGAAAGAUGAGCAGGAAUGCGGACGAUGACUUUGCCGCAUUCGCUGGUGACCGAGACAUGGCCGGUAUUGACGACAACUUUGCCGAGCUGAUCUAG